UGAGAGCCCCACCAUUCCAUUUUCAACUUUCGUCUCUCUCUCUCUCUCUUCCUCCUCUCCUCUUAAAGCCAUCCUGCCAGCUUCCUGUCUGGUAUUAACUCCCCUCGCAAAAACAAAAGCCUUCAAAAAUCCAAGACCAUUCAAAAUCCAAAACCCAUUUUUCCAAACACUCAAAAAUCAAAAUGGGCAAGAAGAUGAGGUUCCCAUCCCUCUUCAGGACUAAAGACACAACCUCUUCUUGGCCAUGGCCUUCUUGCAAGCAGCCAAGAACAGAUUCCUUCCGAGUAGCCCGCCAUGAAAACGACGACAUGAUCAAGACCGUUAAUUCCAUAUACUUAGAUGCGGCCGCAACGUCCGAGUCAUGGUUCACCAACUCAUCCGAGUCAGCGAGCUUCUCGACCGCAUCGGAAGGGGAGUCGGUGGAGACGGUCAUGCGAGGGGUGCGGUCAGAUCGGUUCUUCUUCGAGCCAGGAGACACGAAGUCGAUACUGGAGGAGGGGAAGAUGUGUGGUGGGCCACCUCCGUUUGAAGAGAGCGUGGCGAUGGCGAUGGAUUCAGAGGACCCGUAUAAGGAUUUCAGGAAGUCGAUGGAGGAGAUGGUAGAGGCGCAUGGAGUGAAGGAAUGGGAGGGAUUGGAAGAGCUUUUGAAAUGGUAUUUGAAGGUGAAUGGAAAGAAGAUGCAUGGUUAUAUCAUGGGAGCGUUUAUGGAUUUGAUGUUGGGGAUUGUUGUUGCUUCCGCAUUUGAAUCUGGGGAGGAGAGUGAGAUUACUCCUCUUUAGACAUUUUCAUUAGAGAGUGUAUACUAGUAGUUUAAACUUAAAACAGUUAUAGUUA
Magnolia sinica is the source of this 834-nucleotide messenger RNA. Its product is annotated as transcription repressor OFP13. The transcript has a single exon. Gene Ontology annotation, biological process: negative regulation of DNA-templated transcription. Bases 183 to 779 code for a protein of 198 amino acids. The record is from RefSeq and is a predicted model, not a curated record. NCBI's taxonomy places the organism in Eukaryota, Viridiplantae, Streptophyta, Magnoliopsida, Magnoliales, Magnoliaceae.